GCCGCUGAUGACAGACAGUGACACACCUCCCCUUUAAGAGACUUUCCCUUUAACUUCACCUGAACACACCUGAACUUCCCCUACGGAAGUUUCACUACAGUUGAGGAAAGGAAAAACAAUCCAGAAAGAAAAAAUACAUCCUGUGCUGAAAUAUGGGGACAAAGGGCCCUCCUGGACCAGAAAAGGAGCUCAAAAUUCCCGAAUGGGUAGCAGAUGUGGACAAGAUAACAAAGAUUGUGAACAGCACUGAGGAGGAGAACAAAGAAGAAAUGAUCAAAUCUGCAAGUAUGGAACCCAGUACCCUACAGUGGCCUGAGAAUAAAGCUGAACCACAGAUUCAGAUGCCAGUCAAGGUUGGGGAGAGCACAAGUGUGAAAUCAGAUUGCAUCUCACUCCACGGUGGAGUGAGCCGGACCGAGAGUGAGAGGGAGGAGUUUUUGCUUAAGGAGAUGGAUACAGGGAAAGAGAGUUUUUCUCACUCUGAGCUGAAAAACGGAGUGAAAAGCACCGGCUCAGAGAUAGAGGUGGAGGAGGUGAACAUGAUGCCAGAGAAUGCAGCCCGAGUCUUCAGCCCCAGCAUCUCCAUCCUACGCUCCACUAGCAAGCAGGAGGCUGCAGACCACUUGAGAGAUGAUGAAGAAGAGAAAAGUCCCUUCAUGGGGACACAUGGGACACAUGGAACACCGCUAGAAGACUAUUACCAGGACUGGUCCGUCACAUCAAAAUCACGCUGCUGUAGCUCUGGCGGAUCUUGUCGUGAUGCUCUUAAACUGGGUGCAUCUAUGUUCACUUCUGCCCUGAUCUUCCCCUUGCUGGUAUGGGGUGGCUAUGUCUUUCUUCCCUUUGAUGCCCCUCUGCUUGACAGCGCCCCCCUACGGCUGGUCUACACACUGCGCUGCUCUGUUUUUGCAGUCAUACCUAUUGUCCUCGGUAUGUUGGUACUAGGUGUGUCCCGUCUGAGGUAUCGCUCCUUGAAGCCAAGGUUUGAGGGGGAGGGAGAAAUUAAGCAGGUGGCAGUUCACCAGCGCUAUGUGGAAGACUCAGUCUCGCUCUUUCUCCUUUACUUCCUCCAACUGGCUGUCAUGGCUGCCUACCUAAAUCAGAAUCUGCUCAAACUAAUUCCUCUUCUCACCAUCAUUUUUGCCUUUGGCAGAUUACUGUACUGGGUCGCAGCAGCUUGUGACAGCAGUGUGAGAGGUGUUGGCUUUGGGUUUUCGUUUCUGCCAAUGCUGGUUAUGCUGGUGGCCAACCUCUACUUCAUCUUCCUCUCUGAAUCCGCAGGCUCCAUCUUUGCCCCAGACAUCCCAGAACCACCUGUUCCUUCAACAAAACAGCGGUUCUGGGGCUAAACAUGCCACAUCUGACACCUCUGCUACUGCCAAAUGUAGACCAGAUCUCUUUAGGCUUAGAGCCAGCUUAAAUAGGACUAUAAGACAUUUCUGAGAAUGUUUAAUCCGAUU
Messenger RNA from Carassius auratus (goldfish), 1460 nucleotides. Its product is annotated as transmembrane protein 79-like. The record is from RefSeq and is a predicted model, not a curated record. Gene Ontology annotation, cellular component: trans-Golgi network membrane; lysosomal membrane. Lineage: Eukaryota; Metazoa; Chordata; Actinopteri; Cypriniformes; Cyprinidae. Bases 153 to 1349 code for a protein of 398 amino acids. The transcript has 5 exons. Gene Ontology annotation, biological process: regulated exocytosis.